UCCGGCGAGCGCAGCCCGGGCAAGAGAGGCAGCAUGGAGGAGGCGCCCCACGGCUGCCCCGGGGCCGACAGCGCCCAGGCGGGCCGAGGAGCCUCGUGCCAGGGAUGCCCCAACCAGAGGCUGUGCGCAUCCGGAGCCGGCGCCGCACCGGACCCUGCUGUGGAGGAGAUCAGAGAGAAGAUGAAGACGGUGCGACACAGGAUCCUGGUGCUGUCUGGGAAAGGCGGCGUUGGGAAAAGCACAUUCAGUGCCCACCUCGCCCACGGCCUGGCGGAGGAUGGAGACACACAGGUUGCUCUUCUGGAUAUCGAUAUCUGUGGGCCAUCGAUUCCCAAGAUCAUGGGCUUAGAAGGAGAGCAGGUUCACCAGAGUGGCUCCGGCUGGUCUCCAGUGUAUGUGGAGGACAACCUGGGGGUGAUGUCUGUGGGCUUCCUGCUCAGCAGCCCGGAUGAUGCUGUCAUCUGGAGGGGACCAAAGAAAAAUGGUAUGAUCAAACAGUUCCUCCGUGAUGUAGACUGGGGAGAUGUGGACUACCUCAUCAUAGACACCCCACCCGGCACAUCCGAUGAACACCUCUCUGUGGUCCAGUAUCUGGCUGCGGCACAUAUUGAUGGGGCGGUGAUCCUCACCACCCCUCAGGAGGUGGCCCUCCAGGAUGUCCGGAAAGAGAUCAGCUUCUGCCACAAGGUGAAGCUGCCCAUCAUUGGUGUGGUAGAGAACAUGAGCAGCUUCAUCUGCCCCAAGUGCAAGAAAGAGUCUCAGAUCUUCCCUCCCACGACUGGGGGUGCCGAGGCCAUGUGCCAGGACCUGAAGAUCCCUCUUCUGGGCAAAGUGCCUCUGGAUCCACACAUAGGCAAGAGUUGUGACAAAGGCCAGUCUUUUUUUGUUGAAGCCCCAGAUUCACCAGCCACUGCAGCCUACAGAAGUAUAAUUCAGAGAAUCCGAGAGUUUUGUAAUUCUCGUCAGUCACAUGGUGAGAACCUCAUCAGUCCCUGAAGUGGGACAGGGCCAAGUGUCACCUGCUAACCACAGAGCUGGCAGGCUACGAGUCCAGCCACACCUGCUCAGCGGGGGACAGGUGGUGCCACACAGAUGCUGACAGGAUUUGAAGACACUCAUUAAGACACUAUAAUCACCUAUCUGCCUAUUUCCUUGAGAUCAAAGGUACUUUACUGGCACUCCUAUAUCCAGGUGCCAUUCAUCAGAAAAUAAAAAUGUCUCCUUGAAUCUGUCCCUUAGGGCCUGAAUCCAAGGGACUAGGAACCCUUUAAGUCACAGGACUCCCGGAGCUGUUUCUGCCUCAGGCAAUAAGCCUAGGGGAGACAGAGGGAGGAUUGUGGCCUCCUCAGGAGGGGGAAUGACACCGGCCUCUGCCCACACUGGGGUCUCCAGUCAUGCUGGGAUCAGUGUGAGUGCUUUGGCUGGGGCCAUCAGAACCCUUGGAAAAACUUGUAAGUCACCCAUGAGGUGAUGGGUACCUUCUAGACAUCCAGUAACUCCCAGGGUCCCAGGCAAGCCAAUACCUGGCACUUCUGAGAGACAGAUGUAAUUGUCCCCAUGGUCUGGGACUAAGAUGUAGAACUGAGAGCUGCUGAAGGAAGGCAUUCCAGAUUUCCACUGCACUGUGGCAUGACACUGGAAAGUGACCAGCCCCCUCUCCUCCUUUACAUGUGAACUCUUGGAGUGUGCUGGGGUCCUUGAGGGGCAGAUGCAACCUUCCAAAGCUCAAUGGGUCCUGAGCAGGCCCUAAACAUCGGGAUUCUAGCUUUUAUUUGCUCCGAGUCAACUUGGAGGACUGGGGAAAGUUCACGUAGGCCUUUCUCACAAGUGUGAGAAAGUGUGUGGCUGCUUUCUCACAAGUGCUCAGGCCUCUGGACUGCACCUACGGCUCACCUAGUGCUGGUGGAUGUCCAGCCCUUCCAUCCUGGGCCUCUCAAAGUCACCUGGGGAAUCCUGCAAGGCAAGAAGAGCCAUGACUGUCCCAACAAAGAGCAGGCUCACUGGGGAGACUCAUAGCACAAGUAGCACCGUUCAGAGCGCCGCACAGCGAGCCAAAGACUCUUCCAUCUCUCAGUUUUGACAAUUGGCAAUUAUUGAGACAAUUAUUCAAGAAAUAUUUCCUGGCUUUAAAACAAAAA
Messenger RNA from Arvicanthis niloticus (Nile rat), 2138 nucleotides. It is a transcript of the gene Nubp1, whose product is annotated as NUBP iron-sulfur cluster assembly factor 1, cytosolic. Gene Ontology annotation, molecular function: ATP binding; 4 iron, 4 sulfur cluster binding; ATP hydrolysis activity. Gene Ontology annotation, biological process: iron-sulfur cluster assembly. Gene Ontology annotation, cellular component: cytosol. The record is from RefSeq and is a predicted model, not a curated record. Lineage: Eukaryota; Metazoa; Chordata; Mammalia; Rodentia; Muridae.